GACAGGAGAGGAGAGGAGAGGAGAGGGGAGGGGAGAGGAAAGGAGGGGCCCUGUGUGAAAAGCUCCUAAAAAAGUGGGCGCAAAACUAAGAGCGGUGGAACACACGCAGGCAUCUGUUAGAGAAAAAAAAGGAAUAGAACGUGCCCCCUUUGAAUUAUUUAAUCCCAGAAUAGACCCAUUUAAAGCCUCAGCAUUUCCAGACAGCAUGCAAGGCUAAGUGUAGUGUUAGAGCUUAGGAUUGAAGGAAAAUCCGGGUUUCAUUCAUCAUAUUUCACAAAGUCUCUGCUUGUAAUCUGCUGUUUUUGUUGAACAUCUUCUUCUCACGUGCUGUAGGCCCUGACACAAGUUAGAGAAAGCCCAAAAGGGGGGAGAAAUUAUCGAAAGAAAUUGCAGAAUCUUUGGUUGAUCAUAAUCAGAAUGUCUGGCGUGUGGGUUUUCAGCAAUGGUGUGGCCAGGUUGGUGUCCAAUCCAAUGGCGGAGCCUCUUGAUGGAUCCAUGGAGGUCACGAGGUCGAAACGCAAGGUCUUGGUCUACACUCCCACCAAUGAGGUCAUCACUAACUAUGCUGCUCUUGAGAGAAAACUUCUCCCUCUUGGCUGGGAACGCUAUAAUGAAGACUCUGAGGUGCUCCAGUAUCACAAGACCUGUUCUGUGCAUCUCAUUUCUCUGCCCAGAGAUUUCUCCAAAUUCAAGUCCAUUCAUAUGUUUGAUAUUGUUGUCAAGAACCGCAACGCCUUUGAAGUCAGAGACAUGUAUAUAUAACAGAUGGAGGGAAGAGGAAGAGAAAGAAAAAGAGAAAGAGAAUAAGAAAGAGAGAGAGAGAGAGAGGAGUUAAAAGUUUAGUCUAGCUUUCGUUUUUUGGUUUCAAAUGGUUUUGCAGUCGUUAUAGAUGGUACUUAGUAAGUCUAAGUAGGUAGUUUUAAGGUCAAGGUCAAAUGUGUGUGUGUUGUGUUGUAGUUUGAGUCAUUUGGAUUCUAUCUAUGUCUAAAUCUAUUGUCCUUCGGCUGCUUGGCAAUAAUUUCUCAUACGAGUUUAUCUAGGCCUAGUAGGUACUAUUUUUCUCGUUUCCUCGUGAAUGAGAAUUUCCUUUUCCUUUUUUUAAGCUUCCACGUACUCUUGGGGGAUGCAGCAGCCUCGAUGUUUCUGCUACGCAAAAAUAUGUUAUGUCGGUGGGGAUUUUUAAGAGAAGGAGAAGAGGAAUCGGUAUAAUUUGUGGUCUGUUAAGGUUCUUCUGCUUUGUUAUCAGUUAGCUAUAUUGAUGGAAUCCGAUAAGGCUUCUUUUC
Molecule: messenger RNA, 1283 nt
Organism: Cryptomeria japonica (Japanese cedar)
Lineage: Eukaryota; Viridiplantae; Streptophyta; Pinopsida; Cupressales; Cupressaceae
Product: flowering-promoting factor 1-like protein 1
Exons: 1
Coding region: 418-762 (114 amino acids)
Biological process (GO): regulation of flower development
Source: RefSeq, a predicted model, not a curated record